Messenger RNA from Spinacia oleracea (spinach), 1206 nucleotides. Its product is annotated as bidirectional sugar transporter SWEET6b. Gene Ontology annotation, molecular function: sugar transmembrane transporter activity. The transcript is spliced from 9 exons. Gene Ontology annotation, biological process: carbohydrate transport. Bases 368 to 1120 code for a protein of 250 amino acids. NCBI's taxonomy places the organism in Eukaryota, Viridiplantae, Streptophyta, Magnoliopsida, Caryophyllales, Amaranthaceae. Gene Ontology annotation, cellular component: membrane. The record is from RefSeq and is a predicted model, not a curated record.
UCUUUGGAAUAAUUGAUGAUCGCACAAUUCAACAUAACCCUUCGUUUGUCUUCCUUCUUCGUCCACAUCUCCGUCUUUCUCACACCUGACACACUCUCUCUCCCCAUCUUGCUCCGCCAUGGCUACAAUAAUUCAGCAUUUUCCACAUCAUUCUUCCUUUUUUGCAGGGCUUUCUCAAUUUUUGGGGAAUUAAGCUGCUGAUUUUGAUCAAAAUCUCAUCUCAGUUCUUCUGUCAGAGUGUCAGAUUAGAAUGGAGGUUUUAGAAUGGUUGUGACAUCGGACACUCUAAUUUGGCUUGGUCAAGUCAAGUGUAGUGGUAAUUGUGGAUAUAUUUCCAGGAAGAUUCAAGUUGCUGAUAAACAAGUGAAUGAUAGUGAACCAACAACACUUGCCAUUGCAUUUGACACAAUUUUUGACACAAGCAAAGAUGGUGAAUUCAGAAAAUAUGCUGAUUGUUCUUGGAGUUAUUGGAAACGUCACCUCUUUCUUCGUAUUCGCCUCACUACUGCCUACAAUUUGGAGAAUUUGGAAGAAUAAAUCAGUGGACGAAUUCAAAUAUCAUCCUCUUGCUGUUGGUAUAAUCCACAGUAUCAUGUGGGUGUUCUACUCGAUGCCAUUUGUGCACCCACACAGCAUUCCUGUUACCACCGUCAAUAGUGUUGGGUUGGUUAUGUAUAUAAUCUUCAACAUUAUAUACUACGUAAACACUAACAAAACAACGAGGAGGUCAAUGGUGCUGCAUUAUAUUGCAGAGUUUGUGUUUCUGGCUGGCUUAGUGUGGAGCACACUUGUGACUUUCGACAGCCAUGCUACGAGGUCUGGCUAUGUUGGGUUCUUUUGUGUCUUCUUUGGGAUCAUACUCUAUGGUUUAGAUCUCGGCAUUACGGUCAAGGCCAUUAGAGCAAAGAAUGUAAAAUCAAGGCUACUACUUUACUCCCUGGUUUGUUUUCUCAAUGGACUCGUAUGGAGUGUAUAUGCCUUAGUCAAGUACGAUCCUUACAUUCUGAUUGAGAAUAGCUUGGGCGCACUAAUUGGUUGUAUCCAGUUUCUUUUGUACAUUGGCUACUAUUGUGUAGAAAGAUUCAGAACCAUUAAGCUUAGUCCAGUAGAUGAUUGUUAAUUUGGUCUAAAUAUUGACCAAGAGUGAGUCCAAUACUAUUUCGUAAGUCGGAAAUGUACAUAUAAUUACAAACCAAUUUUCGCUCU